AUGAGAUUUACUGGACUAGUUUUUCUUUCUAUGUUUUUUCAGGGAAGAACGUACAGCUUCAUCAGUUCUAGCUUAAACUCAAAACGAAUAAAAUUUACAUAUAACACGAUUGGUACAUACAGAAUUAGAAAAUUUGCAUAUGUUGUUCCGGUGAGCAAUUUUCACGAUAAAAAAAAAAAAAAUUAUGCCCUGUUUUGCAAAAAUAUUAAUAGCAGUAUUAAUGCCAAUAUGAGUAUGGGUAUGAGUAUGAAUAUGAAUGUUAGUACCAAUGCAAACAGUAGUGUUAACAGGAAUGUGAGCAGCAGUGUGAACAGUAAUGUUAACAGUAGUAUAGACGAAACACGAACGGUGGAGCAGCAAAUUGAAAAGUACAGUCAAGAAAUAUCGUCGCUAAUAGAAAGGAAUGAAUCAAUCAAAGUUUUGGAUAAUGAUGAAGAACUAAAAAAAGAAUAUAGGGAGAAUGAAAAGUUGUUAGAAGAAAAGAAAAAUAAAUUGAAGUCGUUAUACACUGUUCCAAGUGAACCAUUAAAAUUAGUUGAAAAUAGAACCAAAUUAGAAAAUUUAAUAAAGAGAAAAUUCUUUUACACAAAUUCAUUUGAAAUAUAUGGUGGUGCUUCUGGGUUAUAUGAUUAUGGUCCAUCUGGCUGUUUAUUAAAAUCAGAAUUAGAGAAUUUAUGGAGGUAUCAUUUUACAUUUUAUGAUGAGAUGCUAGAAAUAAGGGGUUCUUGUAUUACCCCUUAUAAUGUUCUAAAAGCAUCUGGACAUGUUGAUCGGUUCACUGACUUGAUGAUACGAGAUGUAGUUACAAAAGAUUGCUAUAGGGCGGAUAAAUAUUUAUUUGAAUUUUUAACAAAUCUGAUGGAGGAAAUGAAGAAGGGAAAGGAGCAAAGGUGCGAUCGAGUUAAUGAAAAGAGGGAAAAGGCAGAUUUGGAUCACUAUGCAAAUAAAAGGGAUAUUAGUAGUAAUGAUGCGAAUAAAAAGGAUGAAGAGUGUUUCCAUGUGCAACUAGCCGAAAUAGAACUUAUUUUGAGAAAACUAGAUGGUAUGAAUCAGGAAGAAAUUAAAGAAAUUAUCAAAAGGUAUAAUGUCAAAUCUCCUUUAAAUAAUGAUCUGUCGGACCCCUUUCCCUUCAACUUGAUGUUCCAGACAAAAAUUGGACCCAAAGGGGAUGAGGCUGGAGGUGCAGCUGGAAGUGAUAAGGACGUAGGAAACGAAAAAGGAGGGGCAAUUUCAAGUGGGAAGGUGGUUGGGGAUGGAUAUCUCAACGAAGAGGAAAGCCACUUAAGUAGCAUUGCCUUCUUGAGGCCAGAAACAGCGCAAGGCAUUUUUGUAAAUUUCAAAAAAUUGCUGGAUUAUAAUGGGGGGAAAAUGCCUUUUGGGUGUGCACAAAUUGGGUUAGGAUUCCGAAAUGAAAUAUCACCAAGAAAUGGAUUAUUACGAGUAAGAGAAUUCGAAAUGGCAGAAAUUGAAUACUUUGUAAAUCCUAAUAAAAAAGAUCAUGAAAAAUUUGAUUUAUUUAAGCAUUUGAUGUUACCGUUAUAUUCUAGAGAUAAUCAACUCAGUAGUGAAGCAAUAAUUAUGAAAAAUAUUUCUUUAGAAGAAGCCGUCAAAAAAGGGAUUAUAGCAAAUGAAGCGUUAGGCUACUUCCUUGCUCGUACAUAUUUAUUUUUAUUAAAAUGUGGAAUUAACAAAGAUGGAAUAAGGUUUAGACAACAUUUAAAAACAGAAAUAGCACAUUAUGCAAAUGAUUGUUGGGAUGCUGAAAUAUUAACAUCUUAUGGUUAUAUUGAAGUAGUUGGUCAUGCAGAUAGAUCUGCCUAUGAUUUAAAGCAUCAUAUGAAAUUUACUAGUGCAAAUUUAUAUGCAUGCGAAAAAUAUAACGAACCGGUGGAAGUAGAAUGUGUGAAAAUUAUUCCUAAUAAAGCAAAAAUAGGAAAUAAAUUUAGAAGAGAUCAAAAUAAAAUAUAUAUUUGUUUAAAUCAAAAAAGUAAUGAAGAUCUGUUACAUAUUGAUGAUGAAUUAAAUAAACAUAAUAAAUAUAUUUUAAAAGUUUCCACCGAACAAGAUGAAAGAUCUGUGUGUUUCGAAUUAACAAGAGAUAUGAUUUCUUUUCAAAAAUUUACAAAAAAAGUGCAAGAGGAAAAUUUCAUCCCUAAUGUUAUAGAGCCAUCUUUUGGUAUUGGCCGCUUACUAUUUUGUAUAUUAGAGCAUUCUUUUAGGAUUAGAAUUUUUACGGAUGAUAAGGAAGAAAGAUAUUAUUUAGCCUUACCUUAUAGAUUGGCCCCAAUUAAAUGCUCUAUAUUGUCUAUAUCAAAUAAUAAAUCUUUUCUCCCUUUUAUUAAACAAGUACAAAUGUUAUUAAUUGAAUAUAACAUAUCAUCAAAAAUUGAUAAUUCCAGUGUAUCUAUUGGUAAAAAAUAUGCUAGAACAGAUGAAAUAGGUAUACCAUUUGCUGUUACUAUUGAUUUUCAAACCAUAAGGGAUAAAACUAUCACACUGAGGGAAAGGAAUUCAAUGUUACAGAUCAGGAUUGACGUUUCUGAGCUCGUCGAAAUUGUGAAUUCGUUGAUAAGUCAGAAGAAGAGCUGGGAUGAGUAUGUUUCCAAAUAUGGUCUAUUCACACAGCAAAUAUUGGAAACAUGA
Messenger RNA from Plasmodium malariae, 2643 nucleotides. RefSeq names its product glycine--tRNA ligase, putative. The transcript has 2 exons. The record is from RefSeq and is a predicted model, not a curated record. Gene Ontology annotation, molecular function: ATP binding; glycine-tRNA ligase activity. Gene Ontology annotation, cellular component: mitochondrion; cytoplasm. Gene Ontology annotation, biological process: mitochondrial glycyl-tRNA aminoacylation. NCBI's taxonomy places the organism in Eukaryota, Apicomplexa, Aconoidasida, Haemosporida, Plasmodiidae. Bases 1 to 2643 code for a protein of 880 amino acids.